AUCGUUAAAGCAGUGUGUACUGAAGUGAUUGUGGAAAAUUCUCUACCGUUCCGUAUUCAGGACGAUACACAAUCUCAAAUUCAGUCAAACAGAUAGGCUGCCACGACUGCUGUUGCUGCUGCGAGGACAAAAUAGAUUCCAUUACGCCAGCUAAACCUAGAAGCAAAAGUCCGGUUGAUUGACCACAGGCGAAGAACCGCGCUCGGAAGAGAUAAACAGGAAGGAUACGGACCCGGAACGACUUGUUACUGAGUUGGGAGCUUGCUGGCAGAGAUAAAACCAAGUAGUGCAAUGCACGAGGACGAUUUUCGCUCGUCGACAUCUCGUGAAGAUCGACGCCGCAGUCGUGAACGAGACCGAGACCGCGGACGGGACCGUAGCAGGGAUCGACCCCGAAUGCGCGACAGAAGCAGCCGUGAUAAAAGUCGCGAUCGUCGGCGUGAUGAUUACCGUGACGAUCGAUACAGAAUGGAUCGCCGAGACGAUCGUUACAGAAUGGACAAAGACCGCGGACGACACCGGAGUUCGCAUGAAAGAGAAAGAAGUCAUAAAAGUUCUAGAAGAGAUCGCAGUCGAAGUAGAAGUCGCGACAACCGCAGUCGUCGCAGGAGUCGAUCCCGGUCACGCGGUAGAAAACAUGGAAACGAUCGUGAUCGUUCCCAGCGCGAUUUGUCAGUAGAAAUUGAACAAGAAUUGCAGCAUUUAAGAAAAUUAUCUGACAUGAAGCAGGCAGCCGAAAUGGAAUUGAAAAAUCAAAGUGAGACUGAAAGUGGGUCCAACACACAUUCUACGGAAGAUAUAAGCAGUCAAAAUUCCGCAACUGCUAGUAAAGAAAAGCAAAAAGAUCAUUUGAAUCCAAUAUUUAAUAAUACUAGUAAAGACAAAGCCGAUUAUGUUCCAGAAAUUGAAACUGAAGAGGAACGCAUCGAAUUUCAGAAAAAGAUGCAGGAAAAAUUGCAAGCCCAUUUGGCAGCAGAAGGAAAGCUUUACCCCCGGCCAAAACCGGUCCCUGCUGUGCACGCAAUAACUGGUUUCGCCAAUGAUGGUUCAUUUCUAGAAAUGUUUAAAAAAAUGCAAGAACAAGCACAAACUUCUAGUGGUGCGGCCAUGCCGGCGACAGCCGAUGACGGCGCAGCAACACAGUACCAUGCAGCCGGCUCGUCUCAAGCGAUUUAUCCGGGUGCGACAAAUAUUGUUCAGCAACAUCAACAACAGCAGCAGCACCAACCAGUCCCGGUGUCGAUCAUCGGUCGGCGGCGUGGUGGAAAGAUUCUUAAAACAGGCAUCGUAAAGAAACCCAAACCCAUCGAGGACUCUUUCACCGAAACACCGAACGAUGCCUGGAAUCUUUAUCUAUUGGAAGUGAAAAAAUAUAAAAAUGCUUCUUGUGAUGCAGAUUCCAAAACGCGGCCGUUAGUUAAAUAGGAUCUGUAGAAAUGAGCAUUCUGUGAAAAUAUGUGACGUGAUCGCGAAAAAGCGUGUUUUCUUUAUUACUAACUAAGACAAUUUUAUAGUGUAAAGAAACACGAACGCAGUAGUUUCCGAAUCAUAUCGGAAGCACAAUCACAUUUUAUAAUGUAGAUAUAAUAACUAAUGCUUUAGGAUAAAGUAGAUAAGGUCAUUUUUAGCUGUGUAAGUUGCUGCUGUUCGAAAUGCAUUUUCUUAUAACACGUGUCACAAUUCCCUUAGCAGUUUGUUUAGCGUUUCACCGAAAGCCGAGUAUUAUUACUUGUAGAAGAAAAAACAACGCAACGCUGUUCGCCAAGAGGUACACAAUUUUUUACCGGACAAGGUGGUCGUGACUGUAAUUGUAAUAUAUAUUAAUUAUAUAUUGAAAUUCUCGUUUAUUUUUUUAUUUAUGCUAAAAAUGGAACAUUUAAUUCCACUGUUCACUGUGUUUGUAUUCCUUGAUGCUAAACUGCUAUAACUUUGUUAACGAUGUAGGUUACAAAAUCAAGUUUCCGUUUUUAUUUAUUUUGAUCUAAAUUUUAUCAUUUAAUGCUUGCGUUGCUACCGCUGAGACCCAAAAUGUCUUAGUCGAAAGAAUCAAAUCUGCGUAUAGCUGCUGCUACUGGUUAUAUUUUUGUAUAUACAUUAUAAUAUUGGCAAUUAUCGUUGUUUACCUCUAUUCUACAUUCCGAUCAAAGCCUUUUUGAUCGGAAAUCUUAUUUUGAUCAGAAUCAAAACGUAUGCCAUGAAACAUGUCGUUCGGGAUGCAGAAUAGGAAGUCUGAUCAGAAUGUAGAAUUGAGGCGAUUAGUUUUCAUCUUAAGACCGAUCAACUUGACCUUGUUCAUGUAUGAAUAAUGUCGAAUCAAAAUUUUAUAACACAUCAGGCCGAUAUUUUAUUAUAAAAAUCUUGGUAAAAUGAAAUCAGAAAAACAAGUAACGUAAUAAAGUAUUUCUGUACGUGGAUAAUUACUUUUUUGAGUUGUAGAAAAUGUCUUACCACCCCUCCUACAAAACUACGGUUUCGAGUUUUAAACAUCCACUGGGUAUUUCAUUGAUUUCAUUGACAUUGAUUGUGAUACCAAUACUCAACAUGAAAAUUUACAGUUUUACUUUGCAUUUCGACGGAUCGGUUUUUCAAUCGAUAAAGGAUGACAUUUCUUAUUCCAUCAGUAAAAUCAGACGAGCAAACAACUCGAUUGAGAUAGUUUCGAUCAAAAUAAAAUCGGCUAGGAAUAGAAAAUAAAGCUAUUAAUACAUGCAGAAGGGGUUCAUUGUUUAUCAUAGAUACACAAUAAAUUACCCACUAAGUUUUAAAAUCAUCUGCUUAAUAAUGGGUAAAACAAAUUCGUCCGAAUUUAGCUAUUAUUAAACAUCUCCGGCAAUUACCGUGAACGCGGGUAAUUCCGAUCAGCUCCUAAUUCCGAUCACUCAA
This is a messenger RNA of Sabethes cyaneus, 2883 nucleotides long. RefSeq names its product pre-mRNA-splicing factor 38B-like. Gene Ontology annotation, molecular function: 3'-5' exonuclease activity; 5'-3' exonuclease activity. NCBI's taxonomy places the organism in Eukaryota, Metazoa, Arthropoda, Insecta, Diptera, Culicidae. The record is from RefSeq and is a predicted model, not a curated record. The transcript has 3 exons. Bases 292 to 1425 code for a protein of 377 amino acids.